Molecule: messenger RNA, 4797 nt
Organism: Bombina bombina (fire-bellied toad)
Lineage: Eukaryota; Metazoa; Chordata; Amphibia; Anura; Bombinatoridae
Product: E3 SUMO-protein ligase PIAS1
Exons: 4
Coding region: 508-969 (153 amino acids)
Source: RefSeq, a predicted model, not a curated record
AUGCCGGCCCAUUUUUGGUGAACAACUUGGGUUGUCCUUGCUGAUUGGUGUAUAAAUUCAUCCACCAAUAAAAAGUGCUGUCCAUAGUUCUGAACCAAAAAAAGCUUAGAUGCCUUUUUCAAAUAAAGAUAGCAAGAGAACGAAGACAAUUUGAUACUAGGAGUAAAUUAGAAAGUUUCUUAAAAUGGCAUGUGCUAUCUGAGUCACGAAAGAAAAAAUUUGGGUUCAGUGUCCCUUUAAGAUCUAACAGGUUUUCUUGAAUAACUAUUGUUACCGCUUAGUAAGUGCCUCACUCCUUGACUUCUUCGCUCUGUUGCAGGUGGAUGCAUCAGCAGCACAGUGGAGCAUCAGGUAUCUCACCAGCAGUCAUCUAACAAAUGCAAGAAGGUGGAAGUCAUUGACCUAACAUUAGAUAGUUCUUCAGAUGAGGAUGAAGAGCCCUGUGCAAAGCGAAGUUGUCCAUCAAUCACUCCCGCAUCCCCUCUCAGCAAUAAAGGAUUAUUAAAUAUGCCACACCAGGCCUCUCCUAUAUCAAGGACACCCAGUUUACCAGCUGUGGACUCCACAUAUAUAAACACACCUCUUAUUCAGGAUUAUAGACAUCCUUUUCACAUGCCACCCAUGCCGUACGAUUUGCAAGGUCUGGAUUUCUUUCCAUUCCUGUCUGGCGAUAACCAGCAUUACAACACAUCACUUUUGGCUGCAGCUGCAGCCGCUGCCUCAGAAGAGCCAGACCUCCUUCACUCAUCCCGUUUCUUCCCCUACACCACUUCUUCCCAACUCUUUUUGGACCAGCUAAAUACAGGGACAAGUGUGUCUCUUCCAGCAACAAACGGGAGCAACAGUGGAAGUAACAGCAGCUUAGUGUCCUCAAACGGCCUUCGGGAAAGUCACAGCGCAACCAGUCGGGGCCCAGCAGACAGUUCAUCCCUCUAUGGCAUUAUCCCAGAUGUUAUCUCUUUGGACUGACCUACAUAGAACUUGGCCCAAAUUUCACAACCUUGGACCCUGAACACCUCCUGAUUACUUUCUAUAUAUUAUUGUUUUUUUAUUGGAUAUGCUGAAAUACAAAAGGACAUGUACAGAGAACAGAACUAUAUUUUCAGUUUUACUUUUGUAUAUAAACCAAAAACUUUCUUCAUCCAAUAACAAAAAUUGAGACAUGGACCUACCAUUUCCCCUUGCACUUUUCUUUUCCUUUCUCACUUGGAUCUUGGAAACCUCCUCUGCACGUUGGUUUCUAGCUUUACAUACUUUGCGCAGUUUCUUGACUCUUUAGAGAAGAUACAGCAUUGGUUUGAUUUUGGUUUUCCCUCUUCUGUAUUGCCACACUCCUUAAGCAGUGAAGGGGUUACAUCACCGCUUCUUUUCACAGAUUCUCCAAUCCUAAACCUGGAGUGGUUUUUAUUUUAAUUUUUUUUAUUUUGUUUCAGCACUUUUUUAAUCUAGUAUUUAUUGAACCCUUAAGUCUGGAGCAACAUGAAGGUGAUCUUAACAUUUGAGUUUUCUGGGAUUAAUGAUAUUGUGGGCACUGUGUGUGUGGUUUUGCUGCCAAAUGGACAUUUCAAAUGUGAGCACUUCAGGUCUCUAGAGCACUGAAAGUAGUUGGUAAAGGUUCUACAUAUUUUGUUAUUCAGACAGCCCUAUAGCAGCAGCUUACAGUGUAAAAAGCCGCCCUUUUUCACCCUCCCUCAUGAACGUCAAGUUUCAUGUUGCUCUUUCCCCAUGUUCUGUUUGGUCAUUGUUUUGCUGAUCCUCAUUUCCAUACUACUAUUAGGACUCAGGUAGUGUUUAGAAUAGAAGUGCUUUAUGGCAUUCAUCACGCACAAUACAGCAGCAUGCCUUGAUUGCAGUUAAAUGUAGUGUAUGUCCCUAGAUCUGUCAUUUUAGACGAAAAUCUAGAAUCCUAUCCUAAUGUACAGUUGAAUAGGGCAUAUGUUUUAUCUCUAGAGAAAUUUAUUUUUUGCAGUCUGUAUAAAAUACUUUGAAAUACUGCCAUUUUGCUUUCUGGAAAAUCCUGAAGGCACCUCUCCCUCUUGGGUUUUCACUGCUAUCGGAAUCUACCCCCAAGCACAGUUAUCUGAUUGGCUGCUUCCAGCCAAUCUGUAUCAUGCAACUCACUAAUGCAUGUGAGUGGAGAUGUGCUAUUGGCAUUUUCCAGAAGACAAAUGGCAAUGUUUUGGUAAAGGCAAGUAAUUUUACAUUUAAAAGCAUCUUAUUUUCAUAUACAAUGUUGUAUAGAGACUUUUCUAUACCACCUCUAUUUUCUUGCUGUAUCGUUUUUUUUUUAAUAACUGCAUGUUGCUGUAUUUUUGCAUGUGUUGGAAAUAAGACCCCCACGGCCUGCACCAAUUGACCCUCUGGUGUAAUUUUGUAUUUACUGAAUGCUAAAAACAAUUCAAACCGUAAACCUGCUUUCUAAACUCAUGCACUCGGUAUAUUGUAUUGCACUGCCCAUGAGCAUAUUGCUUAUUUUAGGUGCAUUGAACAACAUACGUAAAGCCAUAUGGCUAUGAAAUAAAAUAUUACUAGUAGUAUUGUUUGGGAUGAGAUUAAAACAUUUAUAUGGCACAUAAUCAAAGUUAAUAUUUUUAAAAACACAAACUCCAACUUAACUCUCCAUAAAAUGUGUAAAAAAACAAAAUCAAGAAAACAUAUUUCCCACUCCUCUACAUGGGCUGGUGCCUUUUCCUAUUUAAAGUAUGUUGCAGUUUACCUGAAUAUAGUGUAACGUCUCGAUGUGCUUCAUUUUUUUGCACAUAGCUUCUGGUCACAGCAAAGGUGAAGUAAACAUUCAUCCAGGGUUAUCAUGUGUUAACCCUUUAGUAUGUCCAUCUUUCCCUCUGCAGUGCUUAAAGAUCCAUAAUAAUCUUAAAAUUACAUUCUCUAAAGAAUUGGAGCAUGUCAUUUUUUGACUGUCGACUCUACUCUACUGUGUGUUUAACCCUGGCAAUGGGGUUAAACACACAGUAGUAGUACCACUUUGGACCUGCAGAGCACUGCUGAUCCAGAGUGGAAAUUGCGACUAGUGGUCCCGUGUGGUACUUCUAAUGUGUGUGUAACCCGUUUGGAGACAAAUUCUAAAUUUAGUUUCCCCCUCUCCCAGAGACCCUGGAGUGCAUUUUACAAAUUUCAGAUGAAAGCAGGGUAUAUGUACUCGACUGCAAAACAAUACAACUUUUUAAGUUAAAACAACCAUUUUUAAGUGCUUUUAAAACCCUAUAUGUGUGGAGAUCUUUGUGGUGAUUUUAAUGUGCCUUUAAAGGCAUUCCAUAAAAAUACUGUGUUGCCUGCUUGGAUCAUACAGUGUACAUGUUUGUGACAUAGUUGCAAAUCAUACAAUCAAAAGAAUAAAAUACCAAUCAUUUUUAAAACUUAAAUAUUUAUUUAGGGCAGUGGUGUAUUUAGGUUUUGUGCUGCUCUAGGCACUCAGUUCUGCUAUCAUGAUCACAACAUUUGUUACCUUCCAAUCCAGCUGUGUUCUGUCUGUGUGCUGCUUCAGUCCUACAGUUCGGUGGUGUAUAGUGUCAUGUGACUCACAUGACCACACAGGGAUAUUAUCAGCCAGGCCCAGACUAAACAGCUGCUCCAUGCUGGUUUUGUUCCCGGGUAGGAACUGCAGCUACAUAGGAACUGUAGCUGUGGUCAUAUCUUGAGGGAGCGGCCAGCAGCAGGGCCACUUCUUGAUGUGACAGUGAUAUCACAAGGUGGGGAGCAGACUCUUAAUGUGAGGCGGCCACUUCUUGAUGUGAUAGUGUCACAGUGAGAUUGUGAGUGUGUGCUCAGUCCCGGCCCACGGAGCCCAUGAUACUGCAUACAUUAGUUAUUAAGUCUCAAGACAAAACACAGCCUGCAAAGAUGCUGCCCCCCCCCCCCCCCCCCCCCACAAAUUUAUCGCCCUAGGCACGGGCCUAGUUUGCCUAGACCUUAGUAUGCUUAUGACAGUUGCAUUUCAGUAAGAUACUCCUGUUUGAUAGUGCUCAUUACUAAAGAGAUGGACAUUUACCUGCAGAGACUCGGCAUCAGUUUAGCAAAUACCCCAUUACACAGUGCUAGCUUUUUACAAUGAAAAGCUGUAAAGUGAGCUAAAUGUUCUGUACGUUAGUGUAUACAUCUGGGCUAUAUUGAUGUAUGUUUGAUUGAAAUUACUAAAGAUGCCAUUUUUAUUUUUAUUGGCAUUUUAUUUUUCUCCCCCCACCCAUCUGUGGCAACGAUGUGGAAGUAUAUUAGUCAAUUUUAGAGAUUUUUGUUUUUUUACAUUUUUUAAAUAUUAGCUAGCAUUUAAAUUUAUAAAACGUAGAUCUUUUGUCACAUUUUUUUUAUACGUUUGCAGGACAAAUAGGAAACUCCCUAAUACAUGUGGCAUUAACUUCUCUUCUAUGUUGCAUACAGUAGCAAUUAGGUUCUAGUACUUUUAAAGGGGCAGUAACCUCUAACACAUAAGUGCACUGUUUUAAACAUGUUAACCUUGUUUGUGUGAUUUUUUUUUUUUUAUAUGUUCAAGCUGUUUUUAUUUUUACUUUAUGCCACAUACCAAUAUUGCAAACAUAGUCUGUUAGUUUUAAAGACUCAUUGGAUGAUGAACACGACUCGCAUAGUGGUUUUAAAUUAUAUUUAGAGAAGUGAAUUGUUUCUGCACAAGUAUUCCCCAAGGAGCAGUUGCUCUCACAGCUUCAGGUCUAGCUCUAUUCAUAAAACUGUUUUAAUUACACAUAUCAAUAAUGUUUAUAAAUAAAUAUUUCUAAAAAUAUCUUCAUGGAUGCAACAGAAUAAGAAUUAAAUGGUAAUCUAUAUUGA